AAGAAAUAAAAAAAUAAAAAAUAUAGCUUGGUGUAUGUACAACAGAACAGAGUGACAGUGUUAGAGCCAAUAGACAAAUAUCUAUUCAUUUCACGCUUUCUGUAAUCCCUACUUCGUUUCGCCUCUGUUUCAUUUUGCCCUUUGUUUCUUACAAACCAUCUAGGUAUUGAAACAAAAACACAUCAAUCUUAUUGUUUCAUCACCAUCUAGAGUUCUUUUGAGUGCUUUACCAGAUUCCAUUAUCUCAUAUAUCACAUCAACAACAACUUAUCUUCAUUUCUGAGACCCUUGUUUGCAUGAACGCGGCUUUUUCAGAUAUUUUAAGAUAUCAUGGGUAGAGGUAGAGGAAAGGGUAAAAAGCCAACUGUUACUAACCAUGACGACACUGUAAGUGGUGAAGAUGAAAAGGUUCCAAUACAGAAGAAAAGAGGCAGACCACAGAAACCGGUAAAGGACGACUUUGACGAAGAAGUUGAGAAAAUAGAUGACAGUGAGAAUGUUAAGAAUGGAGUAACUAACAAAGAGAUGAAAAGUCCUACAGCAGCAGAACUUGCAAGGAAAAGGAAAAGAAACUCACAGGUAAAAGAGAAGUUAGAUUCAGCUGAGGAAGAAAAUGGCGUUGGAAGCCGAUCAAGCACAGAGGAGUCCGCGAAAUCCAAUGGAUUUAGGCAUAAUGGAAGCAGACGCAAAAGCACGCCUCGUAGAGCUGCUGAAGCUGGUGUUCAGUGCCAGUAAGAAGAUUAAUGAAGAUUGUGCAACAACAACUUUCUUCCUUUUUCAUAUUACCGGCUAAGAUAUGAUAUAGGAACUGAGGCCUAGAAAUCUUUGAUUUCUUUAAUUUUAUUUACCUGUUUUUGCUUCUUUGUCCUUAUUUUUAUUUUCCUUAUUGAUUUGGUGGGACUAGUUUGAGGGUUUCCAUUUGGUGAUUCCCUAACAUUAACUCUCAUUUUUUUUUUCUAAUGCAAAUCAUGAAUUUUAGAAUUUA
Molecule: messenger RNA, 985 nt
Organism: Medicago truncatula (barrel medic)
Lineage: Eukaryota; Viridiplantae; Streptophyta; Magnoliopsida; Fabales; Fabaceae
Exons: 3
Coding region: 331-735 (134 amino acids)
Source: RefSeq, a predicted model, not a curated record